AUGGCUCUCACAACAAAUCUCCUUGCCACCACCAGCAACACCGUCAAAUCGGAUGGCCUCAACUUAACCACUUCCUGGAUCGUCGCUUGUCACAGACGAAACGUAGACUCCAAACUUCUUCUUCUUGUCGUGAGAGGGAAGAGCUAUUUCGUUACAGGUGCCACAGGGUUUCUUGGUAAAGUGUUGAUUGAGAAAUUGUUGAGGGAAAGUCCUGAGAUCGGGAAGAUAUUCAUUKUGAUGAAAUCCAAGGAUCAGGAAUCAGCAAAAAAGAGACUAUCUAUCAUCAUAAGCUCGGAUCUGUUCAAGAUUCUCAAGCAAUUGCAUGGGAACUCCUACGAAGCUUUCAUGAAGAGCAAGUUGAUUCCAGUAAUUGGAGACAUUGGAGAAGACAAUCUCGGGAUCGAAUCUGAAACUUUAGACAAGAUUACUGAGGAGAUUGAUGUCGUUAUCAAUGGUGCUGGUCGUACAACAUUUGAUGACAUAUACGACUCUACCCUAAGUGUCAAUGCUCUUGGACCUAGUAGGCUCUUGAGAUUCGGAAAGCAAUGCAAGAAACUGAAACUUUUCCUCCAUUUUUCAACUGCUUACGUGACUGGUAAGAAAAAAGGGACAGUACUAGAGACUCCUCUCUGCAUUGGAGAGAACAUAACUUCUGACUUGAACAUCGAAUCAGAGCUGAAACUAGCUUCAGAAGCUAUCAAAGACUUACAUGGCAAUGAAGAAAUCAAGAAACUGAAAGAAUUUGGUAUCGAAAGAGCUCAACACUAUGGCUGGGAAAACACUUACACAUUCACAAAAGCUAUAGGUGAGUCUAUAAUUCAUAGCAAGCGAGGAGAUUUGCCCGUAGUGAUCAUAAGGCCGAGUAUUAUCGAAAGCUCUUACAAGGAACCUUUCCCUGGAUGGAUCCAAGGAAUAAGGAUGAGUGAUCCAAUAGUCUUAGCCUAUGGCAAAGGCCAGAUUUCUGAAUUUUGGGGAGAUUCACAAAGUUUAUUGAACAUUAUACCUGUUGAUAUGGUUGCGAACGCGGCAAUAGCAGCCAUGGCAAAGCAUGGUUGUGGUAUCUCAGAGCUUAAAGUUUACAAUGUCACUUCUUCAUCUCAUGCGAAUCCCAUGCGAGCUGGCGAAUUCAUGGACCUCUCUCAUAAACAUCUGUGUAACUCUCCAUUGGUGGAAACAGUGAUAGACUUAGAGCGUAUGAUAUUCUACACUUCCUUUGAAGAUUUCAGCUCCUCUGUAUCCAAUAGAAUAACAAAACAAGAAAGAGAGAUGAACAAUGGAGGAGCAGAUGAGUCACUUACCACAUCGAGCAUCAAGGGCAAGAGGAAGCUUAAGUAUUUUGUGUCCUUAGCAAGAACAUAUGAGCCUUAG
Messenger RNA from Arabis nemorensis, 1368 nucleotides. NCBI's taxonomy places the organism in Eukaryota, Viridiplantae, Streptophyta, Magnoliopsida, Brassicales, Brassicaceae. The record is from the annotation of a GenBank genome assembly.